Molecule: messenger RNA, 2403 nt
Organism: Vitis riparia (riverbank grape)
Lineage: Eukaryota; Viridiplantae; Streptophyta; Magnoliopsida; Vitales; Vitaceae
Product: transcription termination factor MTERF4, chloroplastic
Exons: 4
Coding region: 144-1589 (481 amino acids)
Biological process (GO): regulation of DNA-templated transcription
Molecular function (GO): double-stranded DNA binding
Source: RefSeq, a predicted model, not a curated record
ACCUCCUUGAGGGGGCCGUCACAGACAGGGCUUCGUGCAGACGGGUGCUGCUCUCUCUCUUCGUCCUUUCCUUCCAUCCUCCUCUCUAUCGAACUCCCAAACUUUGAUCCAUCAAAACCCUGCGAUUCACAUUUCAUUGCAAAAUGAUCUCACUCCUCAGAAGAACCAAGCUCCUAACCUUAACCCUAACCUCAAACCCUAGAACCCUCCGCCCAUUUCUCCGUUUUCUCUCAUCUUCUUCCAAAUUCCCCGAAUAUGAAAUGCCCUCGGUCACAUGGGGCGUCGUCCUAGGCCGCAAAGAGAGACUAGUCUCUCGUGUUAUCAUCUCCGACUACCUCAAAACCCUCGGCAUCAUCCCAGAUGAGCUCGAACAAGUUGAACUCCCCUCUACGGUCGAAGUCAUGCGAGAACGGGUGGAAUUUCUCCAGAAACUGGGAGUCACCAUUGACCACUUAAAUGAGUACCCGUUAAUGCUCGGAUGCAGUGUCCGAAAAAAUAUGAUUCCAGUUUUGGGUUAUUUGGAGAAAAUCGGGAUUCCUCGAUCGAAACUUGGUGAAUUCGUGGUGAAUUACCCGCAAGUGUUACAUGCCAGCGUGGUUGUUGAAUUGGCUCCUGUAGUGAAGUUCCUUAGAGGGCUUGAUGUGGAUAAGCAGGACAUCGGUUAUGUCUUGAUGAAGUAUCCUGAGCUUUUAGGGUUUAAGUUGGAGGGAACUAUGAGCACUUCUGUGGCCUAUCUAGUGAGUAUUGGAGUGAGUCCGAGGGAUAUUGGACCGAUGGUGACACAGUAUCCCUAUUUUUUAGGAAUGAGAGUGGGGACUGUGAUUAAACCCAUUGUUGAUUACUUGGUUUCAUUGGGUUUACCCAAGAAGGUGUUGGCAAGGAUGUUUGAGAAGCGGGUAUAUGUGCUUGGGUACGAUUUGGAGGAGUGUAUUAAGCCCAAUGUGGAUUGUUUGGUUAGCUUUGGGAUUAGGAGGGAGGCGCUUGCUUCGGUUAUAGCACAGUUCCCACAAAUUCUUGGGUUGCCUUUGAAAGCUAAGUUGUCAUCACAACAGUACUUCUUUAAUUUGAAGCUCAAGAUUGAUCCAGAUGGUUUUGCUAGAGUGAUUGAGAGGAUGCCACAAAUAGUUAGUCUUAACCAGAAUGUAAUUAUGAAACCUGUUGAGUUUCUCCUUGGGAGAGGAAUACCAGCUGUGGAUGUGGCAAAGAUGGUUGUGAAAUGUCCCCAGUUAGUGGCAUUGCGGGUUGAGCUAAUGAAAAAUAGCUAUUACUUUUUUAAAAGUGAGAUGGGGAGACAGGUGAAAGAGCUUGUGGAGUUUCCAGAAUACUUUACCUAUAGUUUGGAAUCUCGGAUCAAACCCAGGUAUCAGAGGUUGCAAAGCAAGGGGGUGAGGAGUUCACUGGAUUGGUUCCUGAACUGUAGUGACCAGAGAUUUGAAGAGAGACUACAGGCUGAUUACAUUGAAAUGGAGACUGUUGGUCCAUCAUUUUGUAUGGGUGGGAAAUUGCAGUUACCGGGGAAUGAGGUUGUGUCAGAUGAGGAAGAUGAGAGUGAUGAUGAAGAACUUUACAGACGCACUGUUUCCCUUUAGUCAAAUUUGUUUUGUCACAAUAAUGAAGCAAAUCAAGUUUAUAAUGUUAAUGAAUGGGUGAACUUUACACAGUUGCAUGCAAGAUUAGUGGCAACAGGGGGCGGACGAAGGAUUUAUUUGGAAGUUUUUUUAUGGAGACUGGGCUUUUGAACUUGGAGUUAUGUAUAUAAUAUAAUUGGGACAUACUUUAGUAUUCCUUUGGUCGAGGAUUUUAGCUCUAACUUGCUUUUCAUUUAUUCCAAAUUCAUGAAGAAGUUGGAUUUUAAUUUCUCGCCUACACUGCAAUUGGACAUUGUUAAAAUCUCUGUUCAGCUUACAAGGAUUCUGUGUCUAGUUUACACUUUCGUAUUGAUGGACGGUUGCUUGCAUCUGGAAGCUUUGAUGGGCUUGUUAAAAUCUGGGAUGCAUCUUCCCGAGACCUCAAGUGUACACUUGAAUAUCCUAGUGGAGGCAUCGAGUGAAUCAGGUAGCAUCGAAGAGAACAUUUGGGGGAUUGCGCAGUUUGGAUGUGGCAUGCUGACAGAAGUGCCUACCUUUUAUUGGGAGAAUUUGGUAAAACAAUCUGUACUGGUUCUGAAUCUUCUGAUGAUGCAACCUUCAGAAUAUGGAAUCCAAGAAGUGGUGAAAAUAUUCAUGGUGCUGGAGGUAUAUAUGUGGAUUACUGUCUAUUCUGUUUUUCCCCUUGUUAGUAUUCCAGUUUUAAUAAGCAUAGCGGAUUCUGUACACACAAUGCUUCAUGUCUGUCUUUCAUGACAUUGAUGUCCAAAUUCAUUGAUUGAUAGGCAACAACAUGAUUCUUUCCUCCUGAAUGUUA